Trypanosoma rangeli is the source of this 426-nucleotide messenger RNA. RefSeq lists its product as uncharacterized. The transcript has a single exon. The coding region runs from base 1 to 426 and encodes 141 amino acids. Lineage: Eukaryota; Euglenozoa; Kinetoplastea; Trypanosomatida; Trypanosomatidae. The record is from RefSeq and is a predicted model, not a curated record.
AUGUCUACCUAUCGCAACAGCAGGCUGGUGUCGAAGGAGUUCCUGCAUGGCCCUGUGAUGCGAUUUCGUGCGCUUGGUGAGUACUACUUUCAACGUGCGUGGAACGGCACGCUGAACUGGGCCCUUCCUGGAGAGUACCGCCUGUAUGCCGUGAUGAUCCCCUUCAUCUACUUCUACCACCGCUGGCACCAGGAGCACAAGCUGGACGUGGACCACGUGGAGAAGGCAAUGAUCAUGCGGUGGGGAGGCACACUGGAGGACGUGCGUAAGUUGUCCGCAGAGGACCAGCUGCGGGUGCGCUGCUUCACGGACAUAGAAAAGCUUUACUCCGCCUACGGCCCGAAGGACAUCAAUGUGCAGCCGGCGGGCGACACGCUUCCUGGAAAGGACUUUUACAAGAAGGACGGUGAGGGGCAUAGCCACUGA